CCUAAUGGCUUCUCCUUCUUUCCUGCGCUCGCCGUUCCUGUCUUCUUCUUACUGAUUAGAAUCAUUUGCUCUGGUUUCCUCGGAUCUUAUCUCACAACUCAUACUUUUACAGAAAUCCGACAAGUUCUUUAUACAGUUACGGUUCAUUUGCUCGCGUGCUUCCGGAUUCUGAAUUUGGCGGCGAAGAAGAAAGAGAUGGGCUCACGGCAGGGACCACCGAAGCAUCAGAACAAAUUCGCCUGGGUACCUAAAGCCGGCGUGAAGAUCAACGAAACCGAAGUCGGCGGGAGAUUCAGACCACUUUCGGAGAUUACCGGAGUUUGCCAUCGCUGUCGCGAGCAGAUCGCUUGGAAACGCCGCUACGGCAAAUACAAAACACUUACCGAACCCACCAAAUGUCAGAAGUGUACGAAGCGUAAUGUUCGUCAAGCAUAUCAUAAGUUAUGCACUGGUUGUGCCAAGGAGCAAAAAAUGUGUGCAAAGUGUUGUUCUCGUGCUGAUCAAAUUAUCGGAAGAGAUAUUUACGAGGUAGAGGCUGAACAGAAGAUGCUUGAUGAGACUAUCAAGAAUGCUAGGGAAAGGGAUCGAAGGACGCUUUUACGUGCUAUGAACAAAGAUAACCAACCGAAAAAUUCAGAUGAAGCCGCGACAAGGAGCGAUAGCAGCAAGGUUGGUGAUGUGUUUCCCUCAACAUCCCUUGAAGAAUAUGCAAACAAGUCAGGAAGAGUUAGCGGGAUCGUUGGUCAUGGUAGUGUGCCUGGUCAUGGCCAUGUUGCUGAUGAUGAUGAUGAUGAUGAUGAUGAUGAUGAUGCUAGUGAACCUGAAUCAGAUGAGGAUCACAGCGGUGAUGAUGAACAUGAUGCACAUGAGUCAUCCCAACAGGAGAAGUAGACUCAUUUCGGUUGUACUUCUGUCAAUUUUUGAUAGUAUUGUGAGAUUUUGCCAAAAACUGAUUUAUGCUUGUUUUUCACAAACUUUACUACUUAUGUCACCUUACAAAUGCAAGACCAAGACCAGCGACAGAUAUUAUGUAGCAAACAGUUAUGGAAUGUAUAUGUUGGGCUGGGCUUAACGGGCCUAG
Eutrema salsugineum is the source of this 1081-nucleotide messenger RNA. Its product is annotated as small acidic protein. Lineage: Eukaryota; Viridiplantae; Streptophyta; Magnoliopsida; Brassicales; Brassicaceae. The transcript has 7 exons. The record is from RefSeq and is a predicted model, not a curated record. The coding region runs from base 196 to 891 and encodes 231 amino acids.